This is a messenger RNA of Dibothriocephalus latus, 1170 nucleotides long. NCBI's taxonomy places the organism in Eukaryota, Metazoa, Platyhelminthes, Cestoda, Diphyllobothriidea, Diphyllobothriidae. The record is from the annotation of a GenBank genome assembly.
AUGAACCCAUUUGGGGAGUUCCUACUGGUACAAAUAAACUCAGCUGGAGACUUACUCAACUUCACCAGAAAACCGCUGUCCAUGGAACUGAUGGCUUGCCUACCACUCUCUCGUGGAACUGCGGAUCCGAAUCCGCCUCUGAUGACGCCAAAUGAGGUUCUUGUGGUGUUCAUCCUCCUAUUUGUCACCGCAUUUAUUGUUGACCGGAUCGUGUUCUUCUUUACGAAGCUCAUGGCAAGAUUUAGAACAGACCAGGACUUGAAUGCGGGAACAGGAAACCUGGGCUUGACAAUUUCAAGUCUUGUUUCUCAGUUAGUUCACCCCACACUCAUUCUGAAUUCUGUAGGAUUUGCCCAAUUUUACGGCAUCAUCGGACCAGUCGUUUUCGCCCUCUUCCUCUCCAUUUCCGCCUCAGUAUUUGCGUUCAUCCUCCUUGAAAUGCGCAUCAAGGCACCGGGAGCAAAAACCUAUCCCCAGAUUGUGAGAAGCCGGUUCGGCAAGGGUGCUCACAUUAUCGUCGUGGGCAUCUUCAUGGCGGCUGACGUCACAAACUACGUCGUUGUCACAAUGAAUGGACUUCACGCGAUGAUGUCCGUUUCAUUGGAGCCUCACAGGGAGCGACUUAUCGUCUAUCUAUUCAUCGCCAUCUGCUCUUUCGUGAUUGCCUCUCAGCUUGGAAGUUUCCGGGUUAUUAUGGCUACGAUAGCCGUGUUCAUCCUUGGCCUCUGCACUGUCCUCAUGCUCUCUGUCUUCCAUAAUUCGGCCCAGUAUCCUCUAGGGACCAUAGAUCGCGUCUACAAACUUCUGCGGUGCUACGACGAAAGGGUGCCAUUCCCACAUGUGGAGCCCUUGUCCAUUAUUAAGCACAGAUCGGUAGUUGCGACCAUACUUACCUCAGCAGUUAUCUGGAGUACGUUCCUCGUAUGUCAGGCCAACUGGUCAGUAGGAAUCGCUUUAACACCAAAUCACAGCAGCGUCGGCUUCAUUCUGGCAUCUUUUGCUAUCUUCUCCAUCCCCUUCGUUUUAUCCACCUGUCUUGGGCUCGGCUUCCUGGCGCUUUCGUCCUCCCUUGGCUCGAAUCCACUCAGGAUUAUGCAUCAAGAACAUGGUAUGAACAAAAAAGAGAUUUUCUAUGAUUGCUUUUGGUUCUCAACUCUUAGCUCAGUAUAG